AUGCGGCGCGGGCGGGUCCACGAUCCCCGACGUCUGCGAGUCCAACGGUGGCAAACUCUGACCCAGCCGGGUGACGCCAAGCGGCAAGUGCGCAAAGGCCACUCGCCGGAUCUCCUUUUCACUAUCGCCUCCACUCCCGCAGGAAACCCACCGGCUCGGGCUCACUGGGGCCUCUGCAACUUCCCGCAGCUGAUGGCUGGUGCCGGCGGCCACGGGAGGGCGGCGACGCCCCGCUGCUGUGGCGGGGGCCGUGGCCGUGGCCGGGGCUGGGCCGGCGUCGCCGGGGAGGGGUUUCCCCUGUCGCGGCUUAAGCGCCUGCCGGGGGCGAGCAGCGCCUUGCCACUGUGCCACCGUGCCGCCAUGCCGCUCUCCGUGCUGCUGCUGCGGCUGUUGCUGCCGCUGCUGGCGGCGCUGGCACUGCCCGCGCCGGCGGUGGCGGCGGCCGGGGGCUGCGGACCCUGCGAGCCGUCGCGGUGCCCGGCGUUGCCGCCGCGGGGCUGCCCGCUGGGCCGGGUGCGGGACGCCUGCGGGUGUUGUUGGCAGUGCGGCCGCGGCGAGGGUGAGGCGUGCGGCGGCGGCGGCGCCGCGGGCGGGCGCUGCGCCCCUGGCCUCGAGUGCGUGAAAAGUCGCCAACGCCGCAAGGCCAAGGGUGGCCCGGCCCCUGGACCCCUCUCCGCCGCCGGCCUGCCCGGUGUGUGCCUCUGCAAGAGCCGCUACCCAGUGUGCGGUAGCGACGGGCUCACCUACAGCAGCGGCUGCCAGCUCCGCGCCGCCAGCCUGCGCGCCCAGAGCCGCGGGGAGCCCGCAAUCAGCCAGCGCAGCAAGGGAUCCUGCGAGCAAGGACCCUCCAUUGUGACCCCUCCUAAGGACAUCUGGAACGUGACAGGAGCACAGAUCUACCUGAGCUGUGAAGUCAUGGGCAUCCCAACCCCUGUCCUCAUCUGGAACAAGAUAAUUCGGGGACAGUAUGGUGUCCAGAGGAUGGAGCUUUUGCCUGGGGACCGGGAAAACUUGGCUAUCCAGACCCGAGGGGGCCCUGAGAAACACGAAGUGACUGGCUGGGUGCUCAUAUCUCCUCUGAGUAAAGAGGAUGCUGGAGAGUAUGAGUGCCAUGCAUCAAAUGCCAAAGGAGAGGCAACAGCUUCUGCAAAAAUCCAUGUUGUGGAAACUCUGCAUGAAAUAGCCCUGACCAAAGAUGAUGGUGCAGAGCUGUGAUGUGGUGUGAGAAUUUUC
Messenger RNA from Indicator indicator, 1233 nucleotides. RefSeq names its product insulin like growth factor binding protein 7 (gene IGFBP7). Gene Ontology annotation, biological process: regulation of cell growth; regulation of signal transduction. The coding region runs from base 1 to 1215 and encodes 404 amino acids. The record is from RefSeq and is a predicted model, not a curated record. Gene Ontology annotation, cellular component: extracellular region. The transcript has 7 exons. Lineage: Eukaryota; Metazoa; Chordata; Aves; Piciformes; Indicatoridae. Gene Ontology annotation, molecular function: insulin-like growth factor binding.